GAAAUUUUUUUCAAUGACCACGCACGCCUGAAUUCUUUCGCAGGGUUGUAUCCAGAAAAACACCAGAAAGCCACCGUGUCGUAUCGUUUAGAAACCAAUGAGAAUCUAAUGAAGGUGGGGCUUGCCAAGGAAAUCUCCACCUACUCUUGAAAUACUCUAUUUCUCUUCUCUCCUGCGUGCCUGCAGGCUGGCUCCCUUCGUAAAAGGAAGAACGAGAGAGCAAAAUAAGAGGCGAUAGAGAGGGACAUAGAGGCGAGAAGAGAAACACAAGAGGGAGGAAAGAACGAAGAGGAGAGACAAAUGAAGAGGCUGAGGAGGAUCCUCAAGUACGUUUUAACUCGGCCAAGUCAGUUGGCAUCUCGCCGCAUCAACUAAUACGAUGGCUUCGUUUCACGGUAUACGAAACGAUCUUCCGACAAAAUCGAUCGACCAGUUGUGAUUUACGCGCGUUUCGGAUGUUACCAACAUUUGAACUUGAACGGAGCCAAUUGAUCGAACAUGUUUUAACAAUACAGUGCGUGCUCGAUGCAUAUGUAUAUACAUAUAUAUAUAUAUAUAUUUAUACAUGUACAUUUGUAAUUUUGUUCGUAUGUAAGACAAUCCUUUGGAGGACAACGUCCUUGAAAAUAAAUCUUAUUUACAACUGGCCUGUUAAAACGUAAACUUCUUCACGUAGAGUGCCUGUUAAAGAUCUUGUUGGACGGUAUCGCCAUUUUGUACAAAUCACGUUUAUAUCGGCGAAGAUAUUUUGGAAACGAUAGAAAUAGAAUAGUCAUUUGCAACUCGUGAGAAAAUCGUAAAGCAACGAUUGAUUUAUGGAAGCUAUAAAGAAAUAUAUACUCGUCGACAAAGAAAAUGACGAAACGUUACAUGCUGUUAGCAUAAAGAAUCGAUUUAAAGUAGGUAAACGCCGAUCCUACGAGAGAAAAUUGAUGCUCGUAUAAUAUACGAUAAUUGAGCCAAUACGGUUCUUUUUUUAUCUUAUCUAUUUUACACAUUCUUGGUUAACGUUCGAAAAAAGAAAGAGACAUUUACUUUUAACCAAGUUAAACCUUUCUCGCAAGAUCUAUAAAAAGUGAGACGAAUUAUAACCUUGAUUCUAGUCGUGGAUUAUAAACUAGAUGCGAUAAAAAUCACAUUGAACGUGUAAAAAUAUCAGAUUCUUCGAUAAUCUAAUUGAAAUAUUCGAAAUGGUGAAACUGUUAAACAAUUCAAAUUAAAAAAUCAAAUAUUAUAAUUUUUUAAAAAAAUGUACAUAUAAAAUGUUUCCCGAAUAACUUCAAACACGUUGAGCAGCAUUCGAUCAACACGUGGCGUAAAAUUUGAAUUACUACGAGUCAUUUGUGCCAGAGUAAGAAAUGUCAUCUUACGAUUUAUUAAAUAACUCGAUUAUUACAUCGCGUAUUUACCUCGAUAUCUCAAAGUGAUCGAGAAUAAUUACUUCAAGAAAUAAAUAAUAAAAAUUAAAAUUUGUUCGUUGCCACUCGAUUAAAGAGAUUCAUCGUUCAAAACGGGACAAUGUUGUGUGGAAAUUCGGAACAAGUAGAGAACAACAGCGUAAUAGUUUCGCAGAUUACGAAUCCUCAUACACCACAAGAUUUCACGGUCUCACGGUUAUUAUCGACGCCGACUAACUCCUUAGAAUGUAAUGAAACUUCUACUUCGGCAUCUGCAUGCAGAAGACCGAGAAGAAGUAGGACGACAUUCUCGGCAGAACAAUUAGCCGCUUUGGAAAGGGUGUUCGAAAGGACGCAUUAUCCAGACGCUUUUGUUCGAGAGGAACUUGCAACACGUGUCUCUUUAUCGGAGGCCAGAGUACAGGUAUGGUUUCAAAAUAGACGGGCCAAGUUUCGUCGGAACGAAAGAAGUUCUGCUAUUAAUCGAGGCGUCUCUACCAACAGAGAGGUAGAAACUACUUUACCUUUACGACCUAUCAGAAUAACGCAUACGCAGGAAAAUAAUUCGGAGAUUUUGCAAACCCCUCAAGUGACCCAAUAUCCCUAUAGCGAGUAUUGGAGAUCGUCGCAGCAUUACACCUCUAUGCAAACAUCUACUUGCCAUGGAUUUAUAAAUAGUAAUUUAGGAAAUGUUAAUCUUCCUCCGUAUCAUCAGGCAGAAAUUCACGGAGGAUCCACGAUGAGCAAUUUAAAUGCAUUACGAUUCAGGACGCAUCCAUACGGAACUUCAUAUUCUCCCAUGCACGCAAGCAUGUAAUCUCUCUCUCUCUCUCUCUCUCUCUCUCUCUCUCUCUCUCUCUCUUUCUCUCUCAAUUUCAUUUUCUAAUUUGCAAAUUUCAAGUAUCAUCAAUUUAUAAAAAUACCAAAGUUUUUACCAAUAUUGUAAUUGUAAGUUAAUAUAAAAAAAAAAAUAUUGGGAAAUAUUAUUAUGCAAAAGGACCAAUAGAUCAAACACGAAUGCAUAAAACUAGGAUUUAAGCAAUAAAAAUACAGGGUAAUGGAAAUAACUCGAAAUGUUAUUUUGUAGAACUGAAAUAGUUAAUAAAUAAUAAAAAUCGUAAA
Messenger RNA from Apis mellifera (honey bee), 2519 nucleotides. RefSeq names its product paired mesoderm homeobox protein 2-like. NCBI's taxonomy places the organism in Eukaryota, Metazoa, Arthropoda, Insecta, Hymenoptera, Apidae. Gene Ontology annotation, biological process: regulation of transcription by RNA polymerase II. The record is from RefSeq and is a predicted model, not a curated record. Bases 1519 to 2214 code for a protein of 231 amino acids. Gene Ontology annotation, molecular function: RNA polymerase II transcription regulatory region sequence-specific DNA binding; DNA-binding transcription factor activity, RNA polymerase II-specific. The transcript is spliced from 3 exons.